GCUGAGGCGAGGCGAAGAGAUCGGCGCCGCGGCAGGCACCAGACCUGUGCAGCGAAAUCCGCGAUCCGCACAUCAACGGCUGUAGCUGGCAGGUGCGGGAGUGUUAAGCUUCAGGCUCCAGCAGAGACCGAGGAGGCGGGAGAGUCUCUGUGAACCUGGUGUGAGACGCCCAAAGCGACGGCGUUGAAGCCUUGGAGAGCCGCAAUGACGAGACUUCGGAAUAACGAAAUGGCGAGGUCGAGGAACCUCCUCGCGGCCCUCGGCUCCUUCCGCAGCGCCCUCCUCCUCUUCGCGCUCUUGGCCUCGAGUGUCUACGCUAACACCCCUGUCCACGAAGAUGAUGUCGUAUUUUACAAGAAUGUAGAUAAUGGACCGCCACUCCGCUGUGUUGCAAAACUCCGAUACUCAAUUUCCCCUCAAGUCACGGGUUCCCUUGUCAACCUUGACUGCAAGCGAGCGGGAAAGAAGAACUGGGAUAAUGACAUGAGGAACGGGAUGUCAACAACAUUGACUCCAAGCUCUUCCACGGGUUUCUCCUGUGAUGACGUGUUCCCUGCACCCUGGUGGCCUGAGAGUUGGGAUAGUAUGAUCGGAAAUUGCAGAAACGCACACGUAUCUCCUUCGUUCAUGCCAUCGUCUACGAACGUCUUCUCGUCCUUUUCUGAGGACUGCUAUUGUUUCUCAUCAUCAGCAUCAAUGGAGGAGGACUGUUACUGCCAUUCCUCCUCAGCCAUUGCCACCGAACCGAUGGACUGUUUGUGUGAAGAAAGCAGCAGCAGCAGUUCAGGUAUAGACUGUCUGUGUGAAGAGUCAAGCUCAUCUUCCUCAUAUGAGCCUGACUGCCUUUGUGAACCAUUCAGUAGCAGCAGCUUCAGCAGUAGCUUGGAUUGCCUUUGUGAACCAAGUAGCAGUAGUUUCAGUAGUAGCCUAGACUGUCUUUGUGAACCUAGCAGUAGCAGCUUCAGUAGCAGUCUAGACUGCCUGUGUGAGUCAAGCAGCAGCAGCUCUAGUUCAAGUUCUUCAAGUUCAUCAAGUUCCAGCUCAAGCAGUUCCAGUGAGUCAUAUUCAUCCUCUUCAAGCAGUUCCAGUUCAAGCAGCUCUAGUUCUUGCUCAAGUGAAAGCCUUUCCUCGUGCAGUUCCAGCAGUUCGAGUUCAAGCAGUUCAAGUAGUUCAAGCUCAAGCAGUUCUAGCUCGAGCAGUUCAAGUUCAAGCAGUUCAAGCUCAAGCAGUUCUAGCUCUAGCAGUUCAAGUAGUUCGAGUUCCAGUAGUUCAAGCUCAAGCAGUUCUAGCUCGAGCAGUUCAAGUUCGAGUAGUUCUAGCUCGAGCAGUUCAAGUAGCUCUAGUUCAAGCAGUUCCAGCUCGAGCAGUUCUAGUUCCAGUAGUUCAAGUUCCAGCAGCUCUAGCUCAAGCAGUUCGAGUUCCAGCAGCUCUAGCUCAAGCAGUUCGAGUUCCAGCAGUUCUAGCUCAAGCAGUUCGAGUUCCAGCAGUUCUAGCUCAAGCAGUUCGAGUUCCAGCAGUUCUAGCUCGAGCAGUUCAAGUAGUUCCAUCUCCAGCAGUUCAUGUAGUUCAAGUUCAAGCAGCUCUAGUUCCAGUAGUUCUAGCUCGAGCAGUUCCAGCAGUUCAAGUAGUUCAAGCUCGAGCAGUUCAAGUUCAAGCAGUUCUAGCUCUAGCAGUUCCAGUAGUUCAAGUUCAAGCAGUUCAAGUUCUAGUAGUUCUAGCUCAAGCAGUUCUAGUUCAAGCAGUUCCAGUUCCAGUAGUUCAAGUUCCAGCAGUUCUAGCUCGAGCAGUUCCAGUAGUUCAAGUUCAAGCAGUUCAAGUUCUAGUAGUUCUAGCUCAAGCAGUUCUAGUUCAAGCAGCUCAAGUUCCAGCAGUUCAAGUUCAAGCAGCUCUUCAAGCAGCAGCAGUUCUUCCAGCAGCAGCAGUUCAUCAAGCAGCAGUAGUUCCUCAAGCAGCAGCAGUUCCAGCAGCAGCAGUAGCAGUUCGUCAAGCAGCAGCAGCUCAAGCAGUUCAAGUUCUAGUAGCUCUAGUUCCAGUAGUUCAAGUUCAAGUAGUUCAAGCUCAAGUAGUUCUAGUUCAAGUAGUUCAAGCAGCUCAAGUUCCAGUAGCUCUAGCAGCUCAAGUUCAAGUAGUUCCAGCUCAAGUUCAAGUAGUUCAAGCUCAAGUUCUAGUAGUUCCAGUUCGAGCUCCAGUAGUUCAAGUAGCUCAAGUUCAAGUUCCAGUAGUUCAAGUAGCUCAAGUUCAAGCUCCAGUAGUUCAAGUAGCUCAAGUUCAAGCUCCAGUAGCUCAAGUUCAAGUUCCAGCUCUAGCAGCUCAAGUAGUUCAAGUUCAAGCUCUAGCAGCUCAAGUUCAAGUUCAAGCAGCUCAAGCUCAAGCUCUAGUAGCUCAAGCAGUUCAAGUUCAAGCUCCAGUAGCUCAAGUUCAAGUUCUAGCAGCUCAAGUUCAAGUAGCUCUAGCUCAAGUUCAAGUAGUUCAAGUUCAAGCAGCUCUAGCUCAAGUUCCAGUUCAAGUAGCUCAAGCUCAAGUUCAAGCAGUUCAAGUAGUUCAAGUUCUAGCAGUUCAAGUUCCAGUAGUUCAAGUUCUAGCAGUUCAAGUUCCAGUAGUUCAAGUUCUAGUAGUUCAAGUAGCUCAAGCAGUUCAAGCUCUAGUAGUUCAAGUAGCUCAAGCAGUUCAAGCUCUAGUAGUUCAAGUUCAAGCUCAAGCUCGAGCAGUUCAAGCUCCAGUUCAAGUUCAAGCAGUUCCAGCUCUAGUAGUUCAAGUUCAAGUAGUUCAAGCUCAAGCUCUAGCAGUUCUAGUUCAAGUAGUUCAAGCUCUAGCAGUUCCAGUUCGAGUAGUUCAAGCUCAAGCUCCAGCAGCUCCAGCUCAAGCAGUUCAAGUUCGAGCAGUUCAAGCAGCUCUAGUUCAAGUUCAAGCAGUUCAAGCUCAAGCAGCUCAAGCUCAAGUAGUUCAAGUUCAAGCAGUUCAAGCUCAAGCAGCUCAAGUUCUAGUAGUUCUAGUUCAAGUAGUUCAAGCUCAAGCAGUUCCAGUUCAAGUUCUAGUAGUUCUAGUUCAAGCAGUUCAAGCUCAAGCAGUUCCAGCUCUAGCAGCUCAAGCUCAAGUAGUUCCAGUUCUAGUAGUUCAAGCUCAAGCAGCUCGAGUUCUAGUAGCUCCAGCUCAAGCUCUAGUAGUUCCAGCUCAAGCAGCUCCAGUUCUAGUAGCUCAAGCUCAAGCUCAAGUAGUUCCAGUUCUAGUAGCUCAAGCUCAAGUUCUAGUAGUUCGAGUUCAAGCAGUUCAAGUUCUAGCAGUUCAAGUUCUAGUUCAAGCAGUUCCAGUAGCUCCAGCUCCAGCAGCUCCAGUUCAAGCUCAAGUAGCUCCAGUUCAAGCUCUAGUAGCUCCAGUUCAAGCUCAAGUAGCUCCAGUUCAAGCUCUAGUAGCUCCAGUUCAAGCUCAAGUAGCUCCAGUUCAAGCUCUAGUAGCUCCAGUUCAAGCUCAAGUAGCUCCAGUUCAAGCUCUAGUAGCUCCAGUUCAAGUAGUUCAAGCUCUAGUAGCUCCAGUUCAAGUAGUUCAAGCUCUAGUAGCUCCAGUUCAAGUAGUUCAAGCUCUAGUAGCUCCAGUUCAAGCUCUAGCUCCAGCUCAAGUUCUAGCAGUUCAAGCAGCUCAAGCUCUAGUAGUUCAAGUUCUAGUAGCUCAAGCUCAAGUAGCUCAAGCUCAAGUAGCUCAAGCUCAAGUAGCUCUAGCUCAAGCAGCUCCAGCUCAAGUAGUUCAAGUUGCAGCAGUUCAAGCUCCAGCUCAAGUUCAAGCAGUUCAAGUAGUUCUAGUUCAAGUUCAAGUUCUAGUAGUUCCAGUUCAAGCUGCUCAAGUUCAAGUAGCUCCAGUUCAAGCAGUUCAAGUUCCAGUUCAAGUAGCUCUAGCAGUUCUAGUUCAAGUAGUUCAAGUAGCUCUAGCUCUUCUAGUAGCUCCAGUUCAAGCAGUUCAAGUAGCUCAAGUAGUUCCAGUUCAAGCAGUUCAAGUUCGAGUAGCUCCAGUUCAAGCAGUUCAAGUUCGAGUAGCUCCAGUUCAAGCAGUUCAAGUAGCUCAAGUAGUUCCAGUUCAAGCAGUUCAAGUUCGAGUAGCUCCAGUUCAAGCAGUUCAAGCUCUAGUAGCUCCAGUUCAAGUUCUAGCAGUUCAAGCUCCAGUAGCUCAAGCUCUAGUAGUUCCAGUUCAAGCAGCUCAAGCUCUAGUAGUUCCAGUUCAAGCAGCUCAAGCUCUAGUAGUUCCAGCUCAAGCUCUAGUAGUUCCAGCUCAAGCUCUAGUAGUUCCAGCUCAAGCUCUAGUAGUUCCAGCUCAAGCUCUAGUAGUUCUAGUUCAAGCAGUUCAAGUUGUAGUAGUUCAAGCUCUAGCUCAAGUUCAAGUAGUUCCAGUUCAAGCUCUAGCUCAAGUUCAAGUAGUUCCAGUUCAAGCUCUAGCUCAAGUUCAAGUAGUUCCAGUUCAAGCUCUAGCUCAAGUUCAAGUAGUUCCAGUUCAAGCUCUAGCUCAAGUAGUUCCAGUUCAAGCUCUAGCAGUUCAAGUUCUAGCAGCUCUAGCUCCAGCAGUUCAAGCUCCAGCUCAAGCAGUUCCAGUUCAAGUAGCUCUAGCUCAAGUAGUUCCAGUUCAAGCUCUAGUAGUUCCAGUUCAAGCAGCUCAAGCUCAAGCUCUAGCUCAAGCAGUUCAAGUUCUAGCUCAAGCAGUUCCAGUUCAAGUAGCUCUAGUUCAAGUUCAAGCAGUUCCAGUUCAAGUAGCUCUAGUUCAAGUUCAAGCAGUUCUAGUUCAAGUUCUAGUAGCUCCAGCUCAAGUAGCUCUAGUAGUUCCAGUUCAAGUUCUAGUUCAAGCAGUUCAAGUUCUAGUAGUUCCAGUUCAAGCAGUUCAAGUUCAAGCAGUUCCAGUUCAAGUAGCUCUAGCUCAAGUUCAAGUAGUUCAAGCUCUAGUAGUUCCAGUUCAAGUAGUUCAAGCUCUAGUAGUUCCAGUUCAAGUAGUUCAAGCUCUAGUUCCAGCUCAAGCAGUUCAAGUUCUAGCAGUUCAAGCUCCAGUUCAAGUUCAAGCAGUUCGAGUUCAAGUAGCUCUAGUUCAAGCUCUAGUAGUUCCAGUUCAAGCAGUUCAAGUUCUAGCAGUUCCAGUUCAAGCAGCUCAAGCUCUAGUAGCUCCAGUUCAAGUAGUUCAAGUUCUAGCAGUUCAAGCAGUUCAUCCUCUAGUAGUUCAAGUUCAAGCUCAAGUAGCUCAAGUUCAAGCAGUUCAAGUUCAAGCUCGAGUUCUAGCAGCUCAAGCUCAAGCUCGAGUUCUAGCAGCUCAAGCUCAAGCUCGAGCAGUUCAAGCUCAAGUUCAAGCAGCUCAAGCUCAAGCUCGAGCAGUUCAAGCUCGAGUUCUAGCAGUUCAAGCUCAAGUUCAAGUAGUUCAAGCUCAAGUUCGAGCAGUUCAAGUUCGAGUAGCUCAAGCUCUAGUAGUUCAAGUAGUUCUAGCUCAAGUAGUUCCAGCUCAAGCAUACCGAAAACUACCACAACUACUUCCACCACUACGACUACGACUACAACCACCACUACAUCUACAACCACCACUUCAACAACCACCUCAACGACUACCACUCCUCCUACAUACUUGUGCGAUGAGGUCAUUUUGACAGAAACGGACCCACUGGCGGUACUGAUGUCGCCAGAAUACCCCGACGUCUACCCGAACGACUACCACUGCGAAUUCAACGUAACGGCUCCCGAUGGCUACAAAGUGAGUAUGUUCUUCGACACGAUGAAGAUCCAGUACAAGAAGAAAUGCACGAGCGAUUAUAUUCAGGUCGUUGGUAUUGAAACCUUCUAUGGAGUCAAGAUGUGCGGAACGAAGCUGCCUCCGCCGUGGCUCUAUUUCAAGUCAACGGCUAAUUACAUGACACUGACUUUCCACACGGAUUCGACGAUGCAACUCAAAGGCUUCAAGGCAUACUUGUCCAUGACUCUAUAAGCGAGUGACGCGCAUAGGACGUGGGGAGAGAAAAAGAAGCGUACUCGGAGACAUGAUACAAGACAGCGACCACGACGACCGAAAGAUGACGACGCACGCGAGGAUUCGGACGACGCCAAACGGAUACUCUACCCGCGGACAAAUCGGCUUAACGACCAUCGGCGAGGAAUCGGACACGGGAAUUUUUUUUUUCUUUGAGACACGAAGAGAAGGCCGAAAAAAAGACGAUGAUUUCAGGCUUUAAACAGAAUCCAGAUUCGAACAAACGCACCCGAAUAAUUAGCCUUCGAAGCAGGGUUUUUGAAGUAAAACAGGGGAUAAAUUAGAUAAAUAAAAAAGGGGGGAUGGGGAGGAUAGUAAAAUUACGAGUAUCAUUUCGAAUUGGGACUGAUUUUUAAAAUUUAACAUGUAAUACAUAUAUAUGUAUAUAGGUAUAAGCAUAUAUGUGUAUGAAUGAUGGGGGUUACUUUCUGAAUUUAAGAUGUAUGUUAAAAAAAAAUUAAGAAUAUUACUUCCAGUGCUUUCCACUUGUUCGUUGAUAAAUAUUUUUGAUAAAUAUUUCACAGGGAUUUCAUAAGUUUUGUGACCAAGCCUUUGUUCGCAAAAAGCAACGGGAAAAUGACAAUAUGAUGAAUUCCACAUUUAUAAGAACUUGUUUUGAGGGAAUAUUAAGUGAUUUGACCCUGAUAGGAUUCUGUAAGAUUUAAAAUGAAUAAAGUGUCACUCUCGAAACAAAGUCAUUACUUUAUCAGAAGAUAUGGAUCGUUUUUUUCGAAAACAAAACAUAUAUUACAUACGAAUGAAGGUUGGAUGUUUUGGGGGAAAAAUAUAUAUAUUACUACUUUCGGGAUUUUGUUUCUUUAAUUUUCUUCUUUAUGUGUUUUGUUAAAGGUACCUUUGACUUUCACUUUUCUUCUUCUCCUUCUUCUCUUCCUUCGCUGCGUAAACAGUUGCGACGAAGAGAAAAAGGAAAAUAAAAUAAAAUAUUCUUCAAAGAAAACGGUAGUUUGAGAAAAUGGGAAGAAUGGCCACUGGAGAUAAAGAUAUAUUUGCAUUCAAUAUUAAGAAACAUAUAUUUGGUGAUAUAUUGACACAAAUAAUGAAGUUGACUGCGGUAACAUGGAGAUGUAAUCUUAUUUUUCUACAUUAAGGACAAAUGUAUUCUAGAAUGUGCACAUUGCUAGCGUAAAUAAAAGUUGGGGUUAGCUGUUAA
Molecule: messenger RNA, 7153 nt
Organism: Penaeus indicus
Lineage: Eukaryota; Metazoa; Arthropoda; Malacostraca; Decapoda; Penaeidae
Product: serine-rich adhesin for platelets-like
Exons: 29
Coding region: 205-5940 (1911 amino acids)
Source: RefSeq, a predicted model, not a curated record